Messenger RNA from Microtus ochrogaster (prairie vole), 3494 nucleotides. It is a transcript of the gene Eif2d, whose product is annotated as eukaryotic translation initiation factor 2D. The transcript has 15 exons. Lineage: Eukaryota; Metazoa; Chordata; Mammalia; Rodentia; Cricetidae. The coding region runs from base 187 to 1875 and encodes 562 amino acids. Gene Ontology annotation, biological process: formation of translation preinitiation complex; translational initiation. The record is from RefSeq and is a predicted model, not a curated record. Gene Ontology annotation, molecular function: translation initiation factor activity; RNA binding.
GCCAGUCAGUGUCGCAGCGAGGGCUACAAAGUAUGCGACCAGGUUCCUAGCCGGCUACAUUUUGGCGCCGGGCCCUCAGCAUGGCUGCCUCCAGGGUUGAGGGCUGGGGAGCUGCCACACCCUCAUUUUGCUGACCGUCCCUGGAGUCUGUGAUCUUCUUGUCUUUCCUGGGCCACACUAGCAGACAUGUUCGCUAAGGCCUUUCGGGUCAAGUCCAACACGGCCAUCAAGGGGUCGGACAGGAGAAAACUUCGGGCCGAUGUGACAGCUGCUUUCCCCACCCUCGGAACAGAUCGGGCCUCUGAGUUGAUCCCUGGGAAGGAAGAGCUAAAUGUGGUGAAGUUGUAUGCCCACAAGGGAGAUGCAGUGACUGUGUACACGAGGGGUGCUAACCCCAUCCUGUUUGAACUGGAGAAAAAUUUGUAUCCAACAGUGUACACACUGUGGUCCUAUCCUGAUCUCCUACCAACGUUUACAACAUGGCCUCUGGUACUUGAAAAACUGGCCGGGGGAGCAGAUUUGAUGCUGCCAGGGGUAGUGGUGCCCCCUACUGGUCUGCCUCCCGUACAGCAAGGUGACCUCUGUGCCAUUGCCUUGGUGGGGAACAGAGCUCCCGUAGCAAUCGGAGUGGCUGCCAUGUCCACAGCUCAGAUGCUGGCGUCAGGCCUGAAGGGGAAGGGCUUCUCUGUGCUCCACACUUACCAGGACCACUUGUGGAAAUCUGGAGACAAGUCCACUCCACCUGCCAUUGCCCCAUUGGCAGUGAAUCCCACAGAUAGCAGUGAAGAGAAAGUGGGCCUUGAUCUGCAAGGAAACCUGAGCAGCCUGACCCUGGAGGGAGAGGAGGAGACCAGGAAACUUCAUCACUCAGAAGCCUCUGAAGACAACAGCUCUGGGGCCCUGAGCCAGAAUUCCUCGGAUGGCAAGCCCCUUCAAGAGCAAAUGGAUGAGCUGUUACAGCAGUGCUUCCUGCAUGCCUUGAAGAGUCGAGUCAAAAAAGCUGACCUCCCUUUGCUCACCAGCACGCUCCUGGGCAGUCACAUGUUCUCCUGCUGCCCUGAAGGACAGCAAUUGGAUAUAAAGAAGUCAAGCUAUAAAAAGCUCUCUAAGUUCCUGCAGCACAUGCAGCAGGAGCAGAUUGUCCAGGUCAAGGAGCUGAGCAAAGGGGUGGAGAGCAUUGUGACUGUGGACUGGAGGCACCCGAGGAUCACAUCUUUUGUCAUCCCCGAGCCUUCCCUGACUUCCCAGACUGUCCAGGAGGGUAGCAGGGAACAGCCCUAUCACCCUCCAGAUAUAAAAUCCCUCUACUGUGUCCCAGCCAGCAUGACCCAGCUCUUCCAGGAGUCUGGCCACAAGAAGGGGAGCACCCUUGAGGGCAGUGAGGUCCGAAGGAUCAUCGUUGACUAUGCCAAGAGGAACAACCUGGUGGAUGCAGACAACAAAAAUCUGGUGAAAUUGGAUCCUAUCCUCUGUGACUGCCUCUUAGAAAAGAAUGAACAGCAUGUGGUCAUGAAGCUUCCGUGGGACUGUCUCCUGACCAGGUGUUUCCAAACUAUGCAGCCUGCCUACCAAGUGACGUUUCCUGGACAGGAACCCAUUCUGAAGAAAGGGAAACUCUGUCCGAUUGACAUCACCCUUGCACAGAAGUCUUAUAAUAAAAAGGUGACUGUGGUCCGUAACUUGGAGACCUACGGCCUCGAUCCAUGUUCAGUGGCUGCCAUUCUCCAGCAGCGAUGCCAGGCCAGCACCAUCGUCUCUCCUGCCCCUGGGGCCAAAGACAGUCUACAGGUGCAGAUUCAGGGAAACCAGAUCCACCACCUCGGCCAGCUAUUGCUUGAUUCUCCCCUGCCCCACGUGCCUGUGUCCCGCUGCUAAUGAGAAUGAAGUCCAUCUAAGCCUGGAGUCCUCAACUGACCAUGUGGUCACCCUAGAGCCUCCUUUCUGCUACAGAGAUCAGCACCCACCACACCAGUGACAGUCACUGAAUUUUAACACUGUAGGCCUGGGAAGCACCGCUGCUAAGUUAAGACCCAGCCUGUGGAACAUUCACCCAAGCUGGGCUGAUCAAUGUGUCCGGCUCUAGGGAUCCGAGUGGGUCUUGCAUGGUCUGUGAAGCUGGCAAGGAGGGACUUCUAACAUCUGGAGUGGGAGGCAGCUGGCAGGAUGUAGGGACCCAUUAAGAUGCCCUCUUAGAUCUCUGAAUUGGAUCUUGACUAAUGCCCAAGGAAAAACAGUUGCUGGGACAUCUCUCAUUUGCUUGACGUGUAAGCCACGGGAGCUCACGGGCUGUCUUCAUCUACUGUUGGCUCAUUCAUCUGGGGGCUUUCAGACUGGAGCCUCUCAUGCGUCUUUACCUGUGGGACUCUCCAUCCCCAGACUAUAAGCUGGGGACAUACCUACAGACCAGACAGACCUGGCUGUGGCUGGCCCUGCCUCGCCUUCUGACCAUUUCCAGUGAGAACGGGCAGAUGUAUGGCUGCUGUUUUAUACUUUAUUCUGCCCAUCUCUAAGGCAGGCAGGCUGUCACUCCCAGCCCAUUCUCACAUUCAUCUACAAAAGAAGAGUUAAGUGACAGAAAACUCCUGAAGCUCCUUGGAAGGUUUCAGUCAACCUCCAGCCAUUUCCUUGUUGAAAGGGCCACGAUGUUGUGGCUGCGGAAGGCCUGUUUCCACGCCUACUUUGGACCACAGUGAGUCACAGCUGCCUUGGCCUUAGGUUUCUUCUUCCUGUUCUCCUUUUAUUCAUUACAUCAACCCCUCUGUUCUCUUCUCUUUCCACAAGCCUGGGAAAUGAUACAAGUACAUACCACGGGUCCCUUCCAGACAGGCAGAAGACAGCAUCCUGACCUCAGCAUCGGAAGGUCUAGCCUUCCAGGUGUGCAGGGAAGCCCCAUCUACCUGGGAGUGUCAGCAGCCUGCGCGUGUGUGGCCAAUACUGUGAACCUUGCUCCCAUAGAAUGCCAGCGUCAAAUGUCAGCACCCAGUUCAGGCUGGCUGCUGCCCACACGGAACCUGCCAGGCAAGAUCUAACCUACAGAUGCAGUGAAUCACUUAACAAAGUAGGCAAACCAGUGGGCCCUGUCCAAGAGCUCAGAAUCCACCAGCAGCCUGGGAAGCACCAUAGAUUCUAGACUAAGGGUUCCUAACCUUCCGGACGCUUUGGAGUCGUCUGGGGGAUUUUCUAGAAAUAUGGCUUUCUGAACUUUCUCCCCAGAGAGUGCUGAUUUCAUUGGUCCAGGGUGCAGCUCAGGUACAAGGAUUUUAGAGAUCACCCUGGUGAUUUCAACAUGUUUCAGGGUUUAGAAACUGAGACCCUCCGACAAUUCCAUCCCACUACAGCACUGAUAUUUUGGGCCCAAAAGAUAACUGCUGCCCCCACGCUUUUCCUAAAAAACAGUAUCCACUGUGUCAACAACCCAGGAAUUUUUCCAAGCAUGAGGUAGACCCUGAUCUCUGUUCACCUUACAGAUCCCAAGCCCUCUUGGUGAAAGAAUC